AUGACUGUGCAACAGCAUUUACUCACAAAUUUCUUUAGACCAAAGUCUGCUCGAAAGAAAGAUGAUGAAGGGUCUCACAAGGAGCCAGAUCGGUCUCAUCAUGCUUCGCGAGAGCAAGCUCAGCUACACGAAAAGCCAUCCAAGUGCCCCGUGUCUACAGAGCAUAAUCCGCCAAAGAUGGAUCAUGCAGUCGACUUUCGUUUUGGGGGGUUCUCUUCGGUUCACAGACCAACUGUGAACAGGGAUUCUUCUCUCCACGAGAAAUUCGAAAAGCAUUUCACAGGCUCUAGCCAAAAACGAUCUGAUCCGUUCAAUUCAGAUACUCUUUCAAAGAAAAAACACAAUUUCAAAUUAACUCCUUUGGAGCAACAGAUUAUCGAGCUUAAGAGGCAGAAUAUGGAUAAAAUAUUAGCUAUACAAGUUGGCUACAAGUACAAAUUCUUCGGAAACGAUGCUCAAAUUGCCUCUAAGAUCCUCAAUAUUAUGUAUAUUCCGGGCCGCGUAUCCAUCAAUGUUGAGAAUGCUUCUGAGGAAGAAAACCUGUAUAACCGGUUUGCUUAUUGUUCAAUUCCCGAUACCAGACUACACGUGCAUUUGAAACGACUUUUACAUAGAGGUCUUAAAGUUGGUGUCGUGGAACAGAAAGAAACAGCCAUCAUGAAGCAGAAUGCAGGUACUGGCAGUAAACUUUUUGAGAGAAAAGUCACAAAGGUUUACACUUCGGGGACGUAUAUUGAUGAUAAUGAUCUCAGCAAUGGUGGAAAAUCGAUUGUUUGUAUUCAAGAAGGAGUUGAUGCCAAUCAUUGGGUUUCAUUGGUCGCUGUCAACACCUACAGAGCAGAGAUCACCUAUGACGAAUUUUCAGAUGAUUAUACAUGCUCAGGUAUAGAAACACGGCUUCUUCAUUUAGAACCUAUAGAGAUCAUUACUGUUGGACAACUCAGUAAAGAGGCCAGAUGCUGCAUAGACGGCUUUAGAAGGUCGUUGAGGACCGAUUCGGACCAGUUACGACUAAUUAAGGUUUUGCCAAAGACCACGAAUGAAUACGUCGGCGAAUUGGACCAGUUUUCAUUCAACGAGGAUGUUAUUUCGUUCAUAACCCGUCAGAAACCUGCGUUGCUUAGUUGCUUUUGUGAACUCAUGCUCUAUCUCCACGAUUUUGAGCUCUCGUCUGUUUUUAAAUUAUUGUUGUAUUACAGACAUUUUUCAGAAGUUGAUAAUAGCAUGGUUCUUGAUUCUAAUACCAUCAAAAACUUGGAGAUAUUUCAUAAUGUUACUACCGGAACUGAGAAGGGAUCAUUAUUUUGGAUUCUAAACCAUACGAACACGCCGUUUGGCAAGAAAAUGCUUCGCAGUUGGAUUGCAAGGCCUCUCAAUGACCGGGAGCAUAUUCUUGAACGUUCCGGUGCCAUACAGACCAUUAAUGACCACUAUACAAGUAUUCCAGUGGAGAGAGUACUUCGUCUUUUGAAGUAUUGUCCAGAUUUGGAGGUUUCUUUGAGUAAAUUGCAUUAUGGCCGUUCAAAAAGAAAGGAUGUGUAUCUGUUUUUGAGGAAAAUGGAUGAAAUCUUUGAAGUCUUCGAAAGGAUUCGUCCGGAACUUGUUCAUGAUGCCUUUGAAUCUCAUUACUUGAUUGAAAUUUAUCAACAUAUUAAGAAUACAGUGAGCUCUGAUCUAAAAGAGUUUCGCAAGCUCUUUGGCAUGAUUUAUUCCCCGGCAGCAAUGGAUGAGCAGGAUGAAGAGGGUCAUGUUAUGAAGUAUUUCAAUGAGAGUUUUUACCACUAUGAUGUCAUCCAGGAGCAGCGCUCUCACAUCAAGGAUAUAGAAAACUUGCUCGAUGAAGAAUUGAACAAGACUGCACAAGUCUUGAAGAGGCCCCAUCUCAAGUAUGUCACUAACAAUAAAGAGCCUUAUCUUAUAGAGGUUCGAAAUAAAGCGGUGAAGAGUGUUCCUGUAACAUGGCUGAAAAUCAAUGGAACCAAGUCUGUUUCUCGAUUCAGGUCCCCUGAGAUUACUGAAUUGUAUGAAAAGUGGCUUUAUUAUAAAGAGUGCCUUCGCCAACAAUGUAAUCAAUGCUUUCGGGAGUUUGUCACCAAGAUUGAUUACUAUUUUUUGAGUUUAAACACUGUAAUCAAGCAGUUGGCUACCUUGGACUGUCUAUUUUCGCUUGCUUCUGCAUCAUCCGUAACCGGAGACUACUCAAAGCCAGAGCUUGUUGACAAACCAAUGGUUAAGUUGAUUAAUGCUCGCAAUCCAAUUUCGGAAACUUUGAAGUCAACCUAUAUUUCAAACGAUUUCACGGCAUGCGAUGAUAAAAAUAGGGUCUCCAUCAUUACAGGACCCAACAUGGGAGGCAAGUCUUCUUUCAUCAGACAGAUCGCACUUAUUGUUAUUAUGGCACAGAUAGGCUGCUACAUUCCUGCAGAUAGAAGCAGUAAGUUGGGUAUUUUUGAUUCGAUCUAUAUAAGAAUUGGAGCUUAUGACGAUAUUUUCAAGGGACAAUCCACCUUCCAGGUUGAAAUGUCAGAAUGCAGCACCAUUCUAAGUAAGUGUACGGAGAGGUCGUUGGUUUUAUUGGAUGAGAUUGGUCGUGGCACAAGUUCAGUUGAUGGCUGUGCCAUUGCUUACUCUAUAUUGGAUUACCUAUGCUUCGACAAAAAGCCAUUUGUUCUUUUUAUUACCCAUUUCCAGAACUUACAGGUGUUUGAGAAUCUCACCCAUGGUGCGGCAAAGAACUAUCACUUGGGAUUCCAGAAGCAUGAUGAUGAUCUUGUUUUUACUUACAAGUUUGUUGAGGGCCCGUCCGCAAGAUCGUACGGCGUUUACUGCGCUAAGUUGGCUGGGCUACCCGACGACGUUACUGAAAACGCAUUGAAGGUGUCCAGGGUUUUGGAGAAAAAAUGGAUUUGUAGUCGUACCAGGAGUAUGGCUAAAUCAAUAAGAGAUGUACUGUCUUCAAAUGGCCAAGGUCUUGCAGAUAUAUGGCAGGCCGUUGCCGAAUUUGAGUAG
This is a messenger RNA of Brettanomyces nanus, 3009 nucleotides long. RefSeq lists its product as uncharacterized. The record is from RefSeq and is a predicted model, not a curated record. Gene Ontology annotation, cellular component: nucleus. NCBI's taxonomy places the organism in Eukaryota, Fungi, Ascomycota, Pichiomycetes, Pichiales, Pichiaceae. The transcript has a single exon. Gene Ontology annotation, biological process: mismatch repair. The coding region runs from base 1 to 3009 and encodes 1002 amino acids. Gene Ontology annotation, molecular function: ATP binding; mismatched DNA binding; ATP-dependent DNA damage sensor activity.